CCUUCUAACAAUUUGCAGAAGUGCUUAUGCGCAUGCGGGGGUCAGGGUUGACAGUCUCCACACAGUCGUGGAAGGAGUUCGGCGGCUAAGCUAACUGCAACCACCGCAACUAGCUAGCUACAUGUGGAGGGUAAAACGGGAAGCAUCCCCGACCCUAACUCUGUCAAAAUCCCUCUUUUUUACCCAAAACAACUCUAAAGUUCAGCCUCGUCGAAUAUAAGGGAUAUUAUCUGUUAACAAUGAAAGGUAGCCGGAUCGAGCUGGGGGAUGUUACGCCCCACAACAUUAAGCAGCUGAAACGCUUGAACCAGGUCAUCUUCCCUGUCAGCUACAACGACAAGUUUUACAAAGAUGUACUGGAAGUUGGAGAGCUUGCAAAGCUAGCAUACUUCAAUGACAUUGCAGUGGGUGCUGUGUGCUGUAGAGUGGACCACUCUCAGAACCAGAAGAGACUGUACAUCAUGACACUUGGCUGUCUAGCACCCUAUCGUAGACUUGGAAUUGGUACAAAGAUGCUGAAUCAUGUGCUAAACAUCUGUGAGAAGGACGGCACUUUUGACAACAUUUACCUUCAUGUGCAGAUCAGUAACGAGUCAGCCAUUCACUUUUACCAGAAGUUUGGCUUUGAGAUCAUUGAAACAAAAAAGAAUUACUACAAGAGGAUAGAGCCCGCAGAUGCCCAUGUGUUGCAGAAGAGUCUGCGCAGCCCAUGCGCACUGCCCACCGGAGAGCUUCAGAAGGCAGAGUAGAGGCACAGCGAUUGGAAAAAGCACAUAUGUGCCCGCCUCUACAGAAACAGAACUGUGACAAAUGCCCCAGGGUCGACACAUUAAACACUUUCUUCAAAGGACGCUAAAAAGAGAAAACAAAUUUAAAGUACAAAAAAAGCUGCAUUUAUUUUGCAAAGGAGUCCCCUUUGAUUUUUGCAUAUUUUACUGCUCCCCUCUCCUCAUACAGAUAAUUGAAAAUGACUAAAAGCUCAGUAUCCAAAAGUGCUCCGAUUGACAAAGUUGCCAACUUCAGAAAGUUUAAGAAUUAGGGGAGGGUGUGGUGAUUGCAAAUUAUAUUGUUUGUGUUUGAGUUGUUUUUAUGCGGUUAUAAGGCUAAUGGGGACGUAUCUAUACUGUUGAGCAAAAGAAAACAGUUGGUUUAAAGCUGUAAAAGUGUUUGAAAGACCAUCAUUGACACAUGUAAGUACCAGCUGGUCAGCUUGGAAUGAUGCUUUGAGUUGUUAAAUGGAAAGGUCACAACUCUAUUCCCUCACCACCGAACCCUGGGAUUUAUGAAAUAAUAAGUCUGACCAGCUUGUUCAUAUGUCAUGUCCAGAGAGGAAAAGCAGAAAUGUAUCCCUCGGUUCUGAUGUUAAGAAAGCUGAACUGUUCUGAGGUGGUGGGAAAACGAGGUCAUCACUCAUAUUUUCUGAAUAACUUUAUUUUCCAGCCUGUUAAUUUAACUACCCGUCAACUUUUUUUUUUUUACAUUAAAAUGGCAAAUGGUUCAGAGGUUCUCCUGGGUUUACUACUAAGAGUGAAAACAAAGAAUGAAAGUAGUAACAAAAUAUUGAAUGCGUUUCUGAGAAAGGUGCACUACAUCUUGUGGGAUGUUUGAAUAACAAAAGAUUGGCUGUUUGGGAUUGGUUAUGGGCAUUAUUUUCAGUAGUAAAAUGAAGGUGUGGGCGGAUGUGUGUGUCUAAACACAUGGAAGUGUUUUGAGACAUCUUACCUUAAAACACCUUACAGAAUUUGUCUUUUCUAACUACCUGCCUCAGCUUCUGUCAAACACUAUUAGGUUUGGAAGCUCAGCUAAAGUUUUGGUAAGGUCUCUUAAACUGUGUUUUACCCAGAGGAAUCUCUGUCCCCUCUGCAUGCAAGGAGAGUUGUGUCCUCUCUACUGUAGUAUAAGCAUGUUUUUUCCUUUCUUUGAAGAAUUUUAUCUUUUCUGGAGCUCUAUAUUGUAAGACUUUUUAACGUCUAAAUAAAGGAUUACUAUUUGCAGUAAA
This is a messenger RNA of Etheostoma spectabile (orangethroat darter), 1999 nucleotides long. RefSeq names its product N-alpha-acetyltransferase 50, NatE catalytic subunit (gene naa50). The transcript has 5 exons. Gene Ontology annotation, biological process: mitotic sister chromatid cohesion. Gene Ontology annotation, molecular function: acyltransferase activity, transferring groups other than amino-acyl groups. Gene Ontology annotation, cellular component: NatA complex. The coding region runs from base 240 to 749 and encodes 169 amino acids. Lineage: Eukaryota; Metazoa; Chordata; Actinopteri; Perciformes; Percidae. The record is from RefSeq and is a predicted model, not a curated record.